Molecule: messenger RNA, 3061 nt
Organism: Olea europaea var. sylvestris
Lineage: Eukaryota; Viridiplantae; Streptophyta; Magnoliopsida; Lamiales; Oleaceae
Product: probable disease resistance protein At1g58390
Exons: 3
Coding region: 1701-2756 (351 amino acids)
Biological process (GO): defense response to other organism
Molecular function (GO): ADP binding
Source: RefSeq, a predicted model, not a curated record
GUCCUUGCUGUGAGACAGAAAAUGGCUGAAGAAUGGCCCUCCGCAGUUAUACAGAGUUCAACGCCAGCUUUGCUACGAAAAUUUCGAUCAAAUUUAGCCCUUGAAUCGGAGAAAGGAGUUCAAGAUGCAGAUGCAAAGCCAAGGCUGUGGCUCUCUGUAUUAAAAGAUCUUGAUGCCAGAAAAAUCAAGAAUUCAAGUGUAUAUAACCUGAAAAAAGACAUCAGAGACCUUGUUUGUAGACUUCAGGAUUUCCUUCAAAUCUAUUCCAACAAGGUCCAAUCCAGACGAGGCAGGAGCAUAAAAAACAGUCUUAUAAAAUUUAUUAGGUUCAUUGAUGAUAUCAAAUCCUUCCGGAUGGUUGCUUGUGAGGUCGAAGAAAUUAAUACCCGGAUAAUGAGAACCAUCGAGGUACUUAAGGAUUUAAACAUAUUAGGAGUCACUAAAAUAGAAGAAGAAAGUUCUCACUCAGCAAAUGAGAAUCCAGAACCAUAGAACCGACAGUUCAGGUAUAGUGACUCCCUCUCUCGAGAAGAGCAUAUUGUUGGGAUGGACGAUGGAAUCGAAACUCUGAAAUCUGUUCUGCUUGAUGGCAGCUACAGAGUUAUUUGCAUAUACGGCAUGAGUGGGAUAGGUAAGACCACUCUUGCACAGAAGUUAUACAAUGAUACAUCUGUUCAGCAACACUUCGACGUUCGUGUUUGGAUAAAGAUGGGCCAGGACAUUACUUUGGAAAAUGUUCUUAGAAAAAUGGUGAAACAAAUUUCCAAACAAGUAGGCGGAACAACGCACUUAAAUCUUGAUAUUGAAGAAUCUGCAGAUUUUGUUUACAAAUCCUUGAAAGAUAAAAUAUACUUGGUUGUUUUCAAUGACAUAUGGCCACUGGAAGGAUUCAAUUUCCUGCUUAGAAUUUUACCACAUUAUCGAAUUGAUAGCAAACUGAUGUUCACAACUCGGUUAAGAGAAGUAGCUACGUACGUGGCUGGGGAUGAUCGAGGACUCAUUUACUCGAUGAAGAACUUAAGCACAUCCGAGUCUUCAGAGUUAUUUUGGAAGACAGCAUUCUUGGGGGACCCUCAAGAAAUGGAUCCAUUGAAGAAGCAGAUAGGGGAGGGAGUAUUGAAAUUGUGCCAGGGAUUACCAUCAGCUAUAGUUGCAGUUGGAGAAGUUUUAGCAACGAAGCAUACAUUAAGUGAAUGGGAGAUGGUGCUUCAAGAUAUCAAGUCAUUAAUGAGUAGAGGCCUACCAGUUGAUCAAAUCGCAUUAGAAGAAUCGAUUUCUGCUUUAAGUUUUGAUGAUUUACCAUAUCACUUGAAACCGUGUUUUCUUUAUUUGGGUCUGUUCCCAAAGGGUUCGAAGGUAAAAGUGGAGCACUUGUAUCAUCUAUGGAUGGCUGAAGGCACAAUAUCCCAAGAUGAAUGUCAAAAUAAUGAAACUAUGAUGGAUUUAGCAGAAAGAUAUUUGAAUGAUCUGGUACAGAGAAAAAUGGUUGAGGUCAAAGAAGAAGAAACUCCAUCUUUGAGAAAAUACAAGUGUUGUUGGGUUCAUGAGCACAUGCAAGAUCAUUGCUCACUGAAGGGAGGAAUAUUUUUUUAAGGUUCUAGAUUUUGGGCUCAGAACUCAGAGAAGAGUAGAUUCCGAUUCCUGCUCGUCGACUAGUAAUAGUGCACGUAGAAUGGCUUUAUAUUUAGGCAAACAAGAGGAUGGAUCCUCUGUUGAUCAGUUUAGAAAUGAAAAAGUUUGACCAUCUUAGGUCUCUCUUGUUCUUGAAUCCUCGUGAUCCUGAGAUGAAGUUGGAAUGGCCUCGAAGAAUGUUUGAUCUCAAGAAGUACAGAAUGCUGAGGGUUCUGAGUUUUGAACGGGUUGACUUUCAAGAGAGAGGUCUACCCAGGGAAACGACAAAGCUAAUCUAUCUAAAGUAUCUGAGCUUCAAAGAAUGUAAUCUGGGAGUGUUGCCAUCAUCGAUUGGUAACUUGUCAUUCUUGGAAAUUCUUGAUCUACAAGUUUCGAGUCCAAUAAUCAUUCCAAAUGUUCUGAGGAAAAUGGUAAAACUUGUGUAUCUAUAUCUUCCACUCGAGUUUAAGACGCCUAACAACGAUAAACUGUAUUUGGGCAGUUUGAAAGGACUUGAGAUACUUGAAAACUUUGACACUACAGUGUGUAAUGUUGCUGAUCUUUUCGAAAUGACAAAUCUUCGACACUUGUCUAAGACUGUUAUAGGGAUUUUGGGGGAUCUUGAGCAGAUUGUCCGCCGCUUGGACGUAACUUCAGUGCAUGCAAGUAUCUUAUUUCCGUCCAUUAAGAUCAAAAACUUUGACUGUUAUACAGAAGAAAGGCAUUCUGUUCUUAGAAAACUGCUCAAUUGUCAGAUUCUUCAUACCCCGUAUAUGGAUGGGCAUCUUGGACGGCUACCACGAUACUAUAAAAUCACUUCAAGCCUUACUCAGAUGGUCUUAAUAGGCUCUCAACUUAAGGAUGACCCCAUGAAAACUUUGGACAAGCUCCCGGAAUUGCAGGUACUAGUACUGCAAGACGACGCAUUUGAUGGAAAGGAAAUGAUAUGUACUAAAUCUAGUUUCAAGAAACUCAAACGUUUAGAACUCUCGACUUUGAAUUUCUUGGAGACGUGGAAGGUGGAGGAAGAAUCCAUGCCUGUGCUUUCCAUUUUAGAAGUUAAAAACUGCAGGAAAUUGCAAAUUCCACUGCAGCAUGAAUUAAGGAAUCGAUUUCCUUCAAUCAAAUUUGAAAAUGACAAGUAGCUAUAUCCAUAGAUGGAUUGAAGUUGAAAAAAUCAGGACCAGGAACUUGAGCAUUUCUAUAUGAAGAUAUAAACUUUUGUUAUCUUUCCACAAGAACAUAAUGUUGCAGAAAUUCCAAGAAGAAGGGUGCUUUCCUAUUGAACAUGGAGAAUAUCUUUUACUCUUGAACCUAUCGCUCGUUUAUUCUUGUUGGUAAAGGUUAAAUUUGAAUAAAAAAAUUGUUUAGUUGUGUUUUCAUAUAAAAUGUUUCAUAUUUUAAUUUGGAAGACUGCCAGUGAUGGUUGUGUCCUUUAGCUUGAAUACAA